Molecule: messenger RNA, 2059 nt
Organism: Pseudonaja textilis
Lineage: Eukaryota; Metazoa; Chordata; Lepidosauria; Squamata; Elapidae
Gene: CLEC14A
Product: C-type lectin domain containing 14A
Biological process (GO): cell migration
Cellular component (GO): extracellular matrix; external side of plasma membrane
Molecular function (GO): extracellular matrix protein binding; extracellular matrix binding
Source: RefSeq, a predicted model, not a curated record
AAGAUGCGAGGGCUGAUCUUUGCCUCGCUCGCCCUCUUGCCACCUUUCUCGGGGCUCUGGGGCUCUGCCGAGCUCCCCCAGAGCGACCGCACUUGGUGCCACGCAUCCGGGGCCUGCUACAGCGUCCACUUAGGCAGCAUGAAGUUUUACCAGGCUCAGAAAACAUGCGCCCAGCACGGGGGAGCUCUGAGCACGGCCAGCAGCCGCACCGAAGUCGGAGUCAUCCUCUCUCUGCUGAAAGGACUCGCCAACGAGACGGGCGGCUCUUUGUUUUGGUUGGGCCUGGUGAAGAAAGUCCAGCAGUGCACCCUUGAAGACCAGCCGCUCAGGGGGUUCUCCUGGGUUUCCCCGGGGCUUGAGGAACCCGGGGCCAACGGGACCGCCACGCCGCCCAAGUGGCUCAGAGAACCGAACAAAUCCUGCACGAAGCAGAGGUGCGCCGGGUUGCAAGUCAGUUUGGCCCAACCGCACCUCCACCCGUGGGGCCUGAAGGACCACGACUGCUUCAAGGCAAGCCCGGGUUAUGUCUGUAAAUACAGCUAUGCGGGCACGUGCCCCGCCCUCCCCUCGGCUUCUGGCGCCCGCGGAAUGGUCUACUACAGGCUGCCUUUUCAGCUUCAAAGCCCGGACAUAGAAUCCAGCCCUCCGGGGACCAAUCUUACUAUAAGGUGCCCCGGGCGAGAGGCGCGUUUCACUUGCCUCCUGUCGCCCAGCGGCUUCCAUUGGGAAGGCACCGAGCAGGACCUCUGCUCCUGUCCCAGCGGCUACUGGAGCCCGAGCAGCGGAGACUGUGCGGAAUUCAAGGACUGCUUUAGUGCCCUAGGCGCGUUCCGUUGUUUAUGCUCUUGGAGAUCCCGCUUGGCGGCCGACGAAAAGAGUUGCGUCGCCGCAACGACGGCGCAACCCAGCGUAUCUACUACGAGAGCUACGGGAACUUUCCCUGCCAACAGCACCAGCGGACCUGGUCAAAAUGCAUCGUUUCUGGAACCGUUUCCCACUCAGGCUUCUGCAAAUGCCUUCAACUAUAUCUUCAUCCUGAUCACGGUGGGGGUGGUGGCUCUUUCGAUUAUGGUCAUGGUCUCGCUCCAGGUCUUUCAGACCUGCUUCAAGAACUGCUCUUCCAAGAGAUCCCAGCCUACAAAAGAUGGUGCUGUGGUUGUAGAAGGCGAUCCAGAAGCCUCUGCCACCCGCACCAACUCUGAACGUUCCCUGGGACCCAGCAAAGCAGAGACCAUAGCUUCUCAGUAAGAUUUUAAGCCAGCCGAAUUGAGACAACCAUAAGGAGGCUGAAAAGAUAAUAUUAGAAUAUUUGGAGAAGAAAUCCAGUGGGGGGACGAAAAGGAGAUAUUCUUUUGAAUAUAAUAAAUGGUAGCAAAUGUUGUACGGGUUACAUAUGUAAACAUGGAAGUUAUGUUUUUUGUUUGAAGGCAGUUGUGUUUUUUUUUUUUUUUGACACCAUUUGAUGAAUUAGAACGGUUCUUUUCUUGGAGAUGCCCUUGGCAACAUUGAUCAGAAAUCUCUCCUCCCCACCAUCUAGAUUAUUCCUUAAAAUAGAAGAGAUAAAACGAUGAGAAACGACAGUGCAUAUUUCUUGCAGUGAUCCAGCUAGAUUAUUGAAAAAUGGACUGCUGUAAGUGACUGUGCUGUGUGAAGGCCACCACUUACUUGAUUGUAUAGUUUCUCUCCUCCCCCUUCCUUGGUACUGCAGCUGAGACCAAGCUGUGUGAACAGUGUUGUGUUGCCUGGAGAAAUGUUCAAGGAGUCACUGCUAAUUAUAUCUACUCUUGCUGUAUCUUGCAAGAAUUUGAACUGGAUGUGCAGGCUCUGCUGUCACUGCCAUAUUGUCUAUAGGGAGAGGAGAACAAGCUAGUAGAACCGAUUAUAGUUGUAAGAAGUCACUUUGUAAGUGGCUUACUCAGUUAAUAACCAGGAAGAGUUCCUUGGCAUCUAACUUAUUCCCAUGGAGACUCAUUUCUUGGGUUGUACUUUGGAUUCUUUUUCCAAAAUGGAAAAAGACCUUUUCAUUUUUCCAGUUCUUAAUAAAUAUUUUAUCUGUGAA